GAUACUUUUCUGGCCGAUCAGUCGUGCUUAAACUUCAACAGGUGUUAUAUCGAAUACGUUCUGAGACAAGCGGAUGCUUUAACCGCACACGAAAUAUCGCGUUCAUAUCAAACCAUUUGGAUUACUUCGCUUUAAACGAGAUUAACUCUUUUGGCGCAACCUUCAAACUUACGUUUGUUAACCCUAAGCCAUGCGUCGCCAGUUGAGACUGGUGUUGCUGCUGGUUGUCUCCCUGGUUUUGCUGCAAGGCGGCCAGUCAGCGAUACAGCAGCACGAAGAUGUGCUGAGCAAUGAGCUGAUUUCGGAGGAGGAGAACCUUUCCAAGCUGAUUAAGAUCUCCACACCCAAGGUGAAGGAGGCAGCCGUGGAUAGCACCACGAAGAGCGCCAAGAAAGCGGAGCGCAUACCCACCAAGCCCACAGAGGUGAGCGAUGAAACGCUGAAGGAUCUGCUGGAGGCCUCCAAGCACAGUCCUGCUCUGGCUGAGGAUUUGCGUUUCAACAAAAUGCUGCCCGAUCGCCUCAAGCAGGAGAAUGCCACCAGCACUCUAAGCAAGAGCAAGAACAGCACCGAGGAGAACUACGAAUAUGAUGACGAAUAUGAUUACGAUCUGGCAAACUAUGAUAGCUCUGAGCUGGAUGAGGAAACAACCAGCGUGCGUCCCAAGAAAGCGAAGGCUACCAAAGCCAAAACCACGACGCCGCUGCCUACGCCCAAGCUCAAGCCCAUUGAGGAAAGCACCUCGUCCAAGUCGAAGGCUAAGAAGAGCAAGGAUGUUGAAGGAAACAGCAUUGACAGCGACUAUGAGUAUGAUGAUGAUGAUGACGAUGACGAUGAUUCCGAUGAUGAGGAUGACGAGACAGACAAGCUGAUCGAUGAUGAGCAAGUGGUCUUCAGCGAGAAUGUGCCUUGUCCCAGAUACUGCUCCUGUUCGCGCAACAGCAACAGCUACUUGGUUGCCACUUGCAGCAGAUUGGAUCCGGGCACACAGAAGUUUGGCUCAGACAUUACAGACUUGGUGGUGACCAAUGUGGGUCCCAAGUAUCCCAUUUUCUUGGCACCCAACUACUUCACACAGCUGGGCUUGAAGUAUGUGGCCUCCAUUAAGAUUGCCAACUGCACCGUCGAGUAUAUGCAUCCGGAGGCGUUCAAGGGCUUGGACGAGCUCUAUGCUGUCAACUUGACUAAUGUGGGCUUGGCCAUCCUCAACCCCGAUACCUUUGCUUUGAACAAGAAGCUGCGCAUGCUCACCAUCUCCGGUAAUGAUUUGAACGUCAUGUCCAAUCUGCAGUACCUGCUGAAGUCCUCCAGCAUUGAGGAGCUGGACUUGUCGCGCAACAAUCUGCUCGAGCUGAGCCGCAACGCCUUUAGCAAACUGACCAACAUUGUGUUUAUCAAUUUGUCCCAAAACGGUUUGACCAAGCUGCCCGCCAAGGUCUUCGAGUCCGUUGAGUCCAUUGAGGAACUGGAUCUGUCCUACAACUCGCUCAAAGAGCUGCCUGCCAAUAUUUUCAAUCACACCACGCUGUCCAUUUUGCAUUUGAAGUACAACGCCUUCAGCGGUGACUUGGGCUUCGGCAUCAAGGAGCUGCAGCAGCUGGACUUGAGCUACAAUGCAAUUACCCAUGUGCAUCACAGCAUGUUCGAGAAGAUGCCCGGUCUGACCAAUCUUAAUCUUAAGGGCAAUGGCAUUACCAAAAUCCAGCCAGACUCUUUCCUCACGCUCAAGAGCCUGCGCCACAUUGAUCUGUCCAUGAACGAGCUGGACCAGGUGUCCAGCAUGCUGUUCUUCAAGAACUCCGAGUUGGAUGUCAUACGCUUGAAUGACAAUCCACGUCUGUCCCAGCUGCCCACUGACGGCUUCCUUAGCCACAAUGGCUACUUCACCGUCUACUACAUGGAUUUGUCCAACUGCGCUGUGGGCGCCUUGGGCCACAAGACCUUCUCCACCAUGCCACAUCUGACAACGCUCAAGCUGGCUUGGAAUAAUAUUAACAAUCUGCCACGCGAUACGUUUGUUAAUCUCACCAAGCUUAUCGAUUUGGAUCUGAGCAACAAUUUGAUUGUCAAGCUGGAUGAGCUCAUCUUCAUGGAGACCAACGAAAUUACCAAACUAAAUCUGGCCGGCAAUCCCAUUAGCCAUAUUUCUGUGCGUCUCUUCCUGCCCUUGCACCAGCUCCGCGAUCUGGAUGUGAGCGACUGUGAGCUGACUGAACUGCUGGCCGACAAGCAGCUCGGCACGGACUACAAGUUCUUUGAGACUCUGCGCGCAUUCAACGCCUCCGGCAACUGGAUUACCAAAAUCUCAGCUGAUGAUGUGAAGAGCUUCAAGAAUCUGCGCUCGCUGGAUGUUAAUCUGAACCCACUGCAUUGCGAUGAUCACUUCCAGCAGUUCAUCAGUCAUAUGUCGAUGUCGCAGACCUUGCCCAAGAAGAUGCCCGUGCUGGCCCAUUUGGAAGACGAUGCUUCGAUCAUUGAGAUCAAGACCCUGGCUGGUUGGUCUCAGUUGGCGCAUGAGGUGUGCAAGCAUAACAGCAGCAUUGAUGCUGAGGAUGAUGUGGAGAAGCGCAUUGAGGAGCGUGAGAAGAAACUGGAUGAGGAUGAGAAGAAGCUGCUUAGUGUGCUGGACAAGAGUGUGUUGGACAAGAGCAAGCUUAGCAGCAUGCAGAAGAUACUGAAGGGUUCGGCCAAUGCUGAGAAGGAGAGCAAAAAGAGCAAGAUUGAGGAUUCUGACUCGGACUCCGACUCUGAUUCAAGCGAAAGUGCUGAGGAGGACUUGAACAAUGGUGGCGAGGCUAAGGAGACAGACAAGGAUAAGGACAAGGACAAGGAGUAUGAUGCUGACAAUGACAGCGAAUAUGACGACAGCGACGACGAUGAUGAUGAUGAUGACGAUGACGAUGACGACGACGAUAAGGAUGACAAGAAGAAGGAAAAAUCAGAGCGCAAGAGCGACGAUGCCUUUAAUAAGUUCUUGAAGAACCAUGGCCUCAAUGUUGAGAAGGUCGACAUAUUGGAGGAAACACGCGAUAAAUUCUUGCUGGAUAAACUGGGCGCCACUAGCGACGAAGGCAAUAGCGAUGAAGAGGAGAUUAUCAUUGAGCGCGGACACAUCUACUACGAUAGCUCCGCCUAUAUUCUGCCAGCCGUAAUUGUCAUCAGCUGCCUGCUGAUCAUAGUGCUGGGACUCAUCAAGCUGGUGAUGAUGGUGCUGCGCAAGCGCGGCGAACGCUAUCGCAUGGCCAUACUGGCGUCGAAGAACUCUUUUGUCUACCAGAAGCUCAGCGAAGAUAUUGCCAAGCCUGCAGCCAGCAAGGAACCAAAGCAACCAAAGGUGCAUCGCUACGCGCCACUCAAUCAGGUCUAAGUAGGACCAAGCUUAGCGCGAGGCGGCAGCUCCAAAGUGUCUUUGGCAAGUCGAAGCAGUUAGCAGAGAGCGGUUCUGGGCGAGAGUCGGUCGAGUCGAGUUGUGUUGCGCUGUUUUUUUAAUUUAUAAGUUAAUCUAUAGUUGAAACACGUGGAAAUUUCAAAAGCAACAACAAAAUCAAGCAAACAAACAGAUUAUCAAAUACAAACAACAUUUGUAUGAGUAUUAGCAGAAACAAAACAAAACAAAACAAAAAAAAACAACUGAUAAAAGACAAACAAAAUACUGGGGCUAUACACCCCCCAAUAUACAUAAACAUUGUACUUACUACCGAUCUAGCAAAUAGUUAUUGUUGUAAAAGAGAGAAAACAAAACA
Molecule: messenger RNA, 3743 nt
Organism: Drosophila busckii
Lineage: Eukaryota; Metazoa; Arthropoda; Insecta; Diptera; Drosophilidae
Gene: Gp150
Exons: 6
Coding region: 191-3367 (1058 amino acids)
Molecular function (GO): protein binding
Source: RefSeq, a predicted model, not a curated record